AAUCCUUCCAGUUUGACUAUCGCCACUCAUCACUAACACGGCCACUCAAUAUCAAAGAUGUGGCCACCAAACUGAACGGUUGUUAGUUGUUACUGGCUUCUCCCGCCAUUGUCUGUACAGCAAGAUGGCCACACUAUUUGUUGUUCAGCCAAAAUUUCCACUCGUCAUCUCUCUCUUUUCCUCUUCAAGUCAUUACCAGGGAUGGAGAGUGAGGCCUUUCACUGUGCAGAAACUCAACCCAUUUUUAUCAAAAUCUCUAACAGAGUCAAAGAAGAGGAGAACUUUAAUCUGUGCAGUCAAUCAAGAUCCAGAGGAAUCAUUUAAAAAGACUGUAGAAGUGGAUCGGCUAAUAGAUAUGCUGAGAGAUGCAAAUCCAAGAGAACUGCAGAAGCUUGUUGUUGAAAAUGUCCUCGCUUUCAAUGAGGGCUUUUGGAUACGACUUGCUGCUAGAACUGAUACCUGUAAAUCAGAGGAUGAUAAAAAAGAUUACGAGGAGUUGGCAAUAUCUGUGAUGAGCAUAGUGGACUGUCUGGUCCAUAAGACCAAUGAAAAGAUUGAGUCAGCCACUGAUAUUCUCAAGGAAAUUUUAAAACCUAUAGUUGAUGGAGAGGAAGAGAUUCACUGGCCUCCUACAGAUCCCGAGGCCCUCAAACUAAUGGAGAAAGAUAUAAUUCAGAGGGAGCAAGAAGGGCAGCUAGAUGAAGGGUUCCUUGCAGAAGUUAGUGCACAACUACGACAAGCAAAAGAAGAUGGGGACAAGCCAGGGCUCGAGGCCAUGUUGCAAAAGGUUCUGCAACUCUAUGCUUCCAGUAUUCUCUCCAAGCGGAGUUAUGCGAAGAAAGGAGAGGAAGUUUUGAAGGCUGAGCAGUUUCUGGAGACUAUAAUCAAAGCUCCCGAAGAAGAAUGGAACAAGCUUUUGCUCAAUGGAAUUACAGUUGGAAAAGGGGAAAUUUCUCCAGAGGAACUCUAUGCUGUCAUUAAGAAACGAAUCGAGAGGACAUUGAUCCGGACAGAAGGAGGUUCGUACCAGCAACGCAUUCUCACCGAGUAUGUUAAGGGUAUCCAGUCAAGAGCAGAAGAGAUUGUCCAAGUGCUUCAGGGAAAGCCAUAACAGCCCAAAUACACGUCUGAGUAUAGAUUCCGUAUUUGUAAACCAUUGAUAGUGCACAGACUUGGAAAGAAUCUGUUCCUUCAAUCUGAAACAGGGAAAAGGCUACCACAUAGCAAUUGAAAAAGGAGAUGCGUAGUAUCUGCAGUUCUUAUUGUGCGCAAAAAAGAGCCAAUGCGCAAUGAAUUCUAUCCUUUUUGUGGCAAUGGUUUUAGGUUCACAUUUUAUUUCAAUGGAGGCCAAUGUACUGCCAGCCCACCGUGUUAACACAGUCAAUCUCCUUUUGACAGCUAGAAGUCUGCUUCAGAUAAAUGUCAUGGAUUUGAUUGCAGAGGCAUUGCCUGAGCUUCUCUGGCCUAGUUUUGAUUAAUGACUUGUCAUUCGUUUAUGGUA
Populus trichocarpa (black cottonwood) is the source of this 1501-nucleotide messenger RNA. RefSeq lists its product as uncharacterized. The transcript is spliced from 11 exons. The record is from RefSeq and is a predicted model, not a curated record. Lineage: Eukaryota; Viridiplantae; Streptophyta; Magnoliopsida; Malpighiales; Salicaceae. The coding region runs from base 125 to 1111 and encodes 328 amino acids.